AUGCAGCUCGUUGCAACUUCCCUCCGAGGCUUUCUCAUAUCAAUUGAACACCACAAUAACAUUUCCGGAACGAAAAUCAUACCGAGUAAGUUGCUAUUGCGUGGACUCGCUCCUUCCGACUCCGCAGGCCUUCACAAUCGAACAGCAAAGAUGGUGAUCAAAUCCCGCUGGUCGUUCCCUAUACCUAACGUUUCUCUCCCAACAUAUAUCUUCGGCUCACCUACCGCGGACCUGCCGAAGACACCACUCUACCUUUCUGCAAGCGAGCCCGACAAGUACAGCAUUUCAUUGCAUAAAUUCCGGCACGAUGCGCAACGUCUCGCUUCAGGUCUGCGGCGAGCAGGUCUUCAACCGGGAGAUCGCGUACUGCUCUACUCGGGGAAUACGCUAUUCUUUCCAACAGUAGUCCUGGGUGUCAUCAUGGCCGAAGGCAUCUUCACAGGCGCAAACCCAACCUAUAUUGCCCGAGAGCUAGCGUACCAAUUGAAGGACAGCGGAGCGCGCUUCAUGAUUUGCGCAGAAGGCAGUUUGGAUACAGGAGUUGCAGCUGCGAAAGAGGCGGGCAUGGGCGCUGAGAAUAUCUUCAUCUUUGACGACGGUCUCGCAACGUUCGAGGGUCGGAAAGUGGAGAAGAGUACCGAACUAGGACAUAUCCGUCACUGGACUGAACUGCUCGACACCCCAGAACGCGGCUCUGCAUACUCUUGGCCCAAUUUACAGACACCGGAAGAACUCGAUCGAGUAGUAGCGCUCAACUACUCGUCGGGAACAACAGGCGUUGCAAAAGGCGUCAUGAUAACGCACAGGAACUACGUCGCAAAUACUAGUCAACAGAUUCACAUUCAGUCAGUCGCGGAAGACUAUGAGGAAAAAUUGAAGAAGAAGAAAUACCUCUGCUUCCUUCCCAUGUACCACGCCAUGGCACAAGCUGUUUUCUGCUUCGGUGCCGUGAAACAACGCGUACCAGUCUACUUGAUGCCCAAGUUUGACUUCUUAGAGAUGCUACAGAAUGUGCAAAAGCACCGCAUCAGUGAUCUGGUGCUGGUGCCACCAGUCGUUGUAGCCAUGGCCAAACACCCGGCAACGAAGAAAUUUGACUUGAGCUCAGUGACUGGCGUAUCUUCUGGCGCUGCUCCACUCGGUCGGGAAGUCAUCCAGGAGUUUGAACGGUUAUGGCCGAAUGGCCAAGUCAACGUCAAGCAAGGCUACGGUAUGACAGAGGUUACAUGCGCAGCAACUACAUUCCAUCCGUCGAUCUACUCUGACAGCUUCUCUGUUGGCGAAAUCUUGGCAAACUGCGAGGCAAAGCUCGUCUUGGAUGAUGACGGCAAGGUCGAAGCACCGCGAGGCGAGAGAGGCGAGAUCUGGGUUCGUGGACCCAACAUCAUGAAGGGGUAUUGGAACAAGCCUGAUGCGACCAAGGAGACUCUUACAGAAGAUGGGUGGUUGAAGACGGGAGAUGUAGCAUACGUGGAUGAGAAGAACCAUUUCUUCAUCGUCGACAGGAAGAAGGAGUUGAUCAAGGUGAAGGGUCUACAAGUUGCACCCGCUGAGUUGGAGGCGCUACUGCUGGAUCAUCCGGAUGUGCAGGAUGCCGCCGUCAUCGGUAUCACAGUCAACGGCGAUGAACAGCCUCGUGCGUACAUCGUGCCUCAGUCGCAGGACAAGGCAACCCCGGAAACUGCUGAGAGUAUCAAGAACUGGCUGGCUGAGCGUGUCUCUAGACAUAAGCGGUUGGAAGGCGGUGUACAUUUCGUGGAUGCGAUCCCAAAGAAUCCGUCUGGAAAGAUCAUGCGAAGGCAGUUGAGAGAGAAGGCAGCGCUGGACGAUACUAAGGCGAAGUUGUAG
This is a messenger RNA of Alternaria atra, 1848 nucleotides long. RefSeq lists its product as uncharacterized. The transcript has 4 exons. Gene Ontology annotation, biological process: secondary metabolic process. NCBI's taxonomy places the organism in Eukaryota, Fungi, Ascomycota, Dothideomycetes, Pleosporales, Pleosporaceae. The record is from RefSeq and is a predicted model, not a curated record. The coding region runs from base 1 to 1848 and encodes 615 amino acids. Gene Ontology annotation, molecular function: CoA-ligase activity.